AUGAAGUCCAAGAGUAUCAUGGCCGCUUCAGCAGUGAUGGAGCUUGCACUUGCCCAAGCCUCUGCGGAUCCUCUUUGUUCAACCAUCAUCAAUCUUCAGCCCAUCGAAUAUCAGUUCCAGCAGCCUAUCCUCAUCGACUCCUACUUCCCUGCCAACACUGACAUUGUCCUCGAUGAUGGCCAUGUUGUGCAUGUCACCAAUGCUCCCACGUCUUUGAGCACUGUCCUCACUGAUGUCUCGACUAGCUUGACUACUCUGACCAGUGCCACCAAUGGUAACGGCAACGGCAACGGUUCUCCUCCCGAUGGAGGCUACCUCACCUUCACUGUUCCUGCGAACCCUGAUGACAUUGGCAACCAACCUGUCACCAAGACCUACCCCCCGACUGAGCCAGGCCAGCCGGGUGUUGUAAUUAUCCAGGUCCCAACAUCUCCUCCUGGAGUUAAUGGGUCCCCAUCUUCAAUCCCGUAUGUCACGGUCACUACCACCGGAGACUUUUCUUCUCUCACCGGCCCUGCCACUACUACUAUCACCCCUGAUAAGCCAGGAGCAACCGGCAGUGUCAUCAUCGAGGUCCCCAACACCAAGGCUGAUCCCUCUUCAGCAUCUUAUGUCACUGUCACUACUACAGGUGGCCUUUCUCCUACUGAUGACCCUCUCACAAGCACUGUUCCUCCCAGCAACCCUUCCGAUCCCGGCACUGUCAUCGUUAUAGUGCCAAGCUCCACGGCUGCACCCUCAUCCUCUGUACCUUUUAUUACCGUUACUACCACUGGUAGUAGCCUCAACCCAACAGACGGCCCGGUCACUUCGACUAUUUCUCCAUCAGGAUCAACUGGUACAGGUACCGUUAUCGUGGAGGUUCCUCCUUCUAGUUCUCCUGCUUCAAUCCCAUUUACCACUGUUACCACCACCGGUAGCACUCUCAACCCCACAGACAACCCAGUCACGUCCACUAUUUCGCCAUCUGGCUCAACAGGUACGGGCACUGUCAUCGUGGAGGUUCCUCCUUCCAGUUCUCCUGCUUCUUCAAUCCCAUUUACCACUAUUACCACCACCGGUAGCACUCUCAACCCCACAGACAACCCAGUCACGUCCACUAUUUCGCCAUCUGGCUCAACAGGUACGGGCACUGUCAUCGUGGAGGUCCCCCCUUCCAGUUCUCCUGCUGGCCCCGGCUCAUCUUCCACUCCCGCCUCUUUUGUCACUCGCACUGUAACUGGAGAGGAUGGCAAUGGUGAGCCCUCCACCACUACCAUCUCUCCCACCGCAAGCUCUGGCCCAGCGACAGUAAUUGUCGAAGUCCCGCCUGUGACCAACAGCCCUUCAUCUUCAUCACCUGGAGACAGUAGCUCUGGAGGUCCUGGCUCCACUGGACCUAGCAGCCCUGCUACUCAGGGGCCCAGCGAUAGCGCCGCUCCAUCUAGUAGCACUGGCGGUACUGUACCAUCAUCUUCUGCUCCUGAAACAUCUAGCCCCAGCCAGGCGACUACCGAUGAUACUGCUUCGAGCACGCCAGCAAGUAGUUCGGCUGCGCCCUCCAGUUCUGAUGCAGACACGAGCAGCCCUGCCACCUCUGCUGCUUCUUCAAGUAGCGAUGCAGAGACCAGUUCUCCUGCCAACCCCACCACCUCCAGCCCUGCUUCGUCAGCGGCUACCUCAGCGUCCGGUUCCUCCACAGAGUCUACUCCCAGCUCCUCCACCAGCGCCGCGGCCGCCAACUUUAAUCCUUGCCCCGACAGUCUCUAUGGAAACCCCGAGUGUUGUUCCCUUGAUGUUCUUGGGGUUGCAGACGCUGAAUGCGACUCACCCACUGAAACCCCUACCGAUGCCGCCGACUUCCAAGCCAUCUGCGCUGCUAGUGGUAAACGAGCACGAUGCUGUGCCCUUCCAGUGCUUGGCCAAGCUCUUGUUUGUAUGACUCCCGUUGGCGUAUCUAACUAA
Fusarium proliferatum ET1 is the source of this 1944-nucleotide messenger RNA. RefSeq lists its product as uncharacterized. Gene Ontology annotation, cellular component: extracellular region. NCBI's taxonomy places the organism in Eukaryota, Fungi, Ascomycota, Sordariomycetes, Hypocreales, Nectriaceae. The record is from RefSeq and is a predicted model, not a curated record. The transcript is spliced from 4 exons. The coding region runs from base 1 to 1944 and encodes 647 amino acids.